Schistosoma haematobium is the source of this 21228-nucleotide messenger RNA. RefSeq lists its product as uncharacterized. The transcript has 11 exons. Bases 17935 to 20163 code for a protein of 742 amino acids. The record is from RefSeq and is a predicted model, not a curated record. Lineage: Eukaryota; Metazoa; Platyhelminthes; Trematoda; Strigeidida; Schistosomatidae. Gene Ontology annotation, biological process: DNA integration. Gene Ontology annotation, molecular function: ubiquitin binding; nucleic acid binding; phosphatidylinositol binding.
CCUUUUGAAACGCGCGCGAAGCCAAUUACUUUUUUUCCUUUAUUAUAGGUAACAUACCUAGGUUUCUGCCUGGAGAUAUUGAUGUUCCACAGCUACUAUAUACGGAGGCUCGUUAAGUGGAAGAUUUUAGGUACUAAUGUUGCCAAAUUCGAAUUUGGCGUUGCUCAGUAACUUCCGGAAAUAGCUAAGUAUGGAUUUCUUCAAACGUUCCAAGUUUGACAAGCUGAUUGAGAAGGCGACCAGUGAAAUGCUGAUUGAAUCAGACAUUGAGAGUACCAUUGCAGUUUGCGAUAACGUGCGUAGUCAAGAGAUUUCGCCUAAAUAUGCGGUCCAGUGUUUAAAGAAACGUCUUCAGUGUGACAACCCAAACGUCGUUCUACACUCAUUUGAUGUGCUGGAGUCAUUAAUGAAGAACUGUGGUACACCUGUUCAUGAAGAAGUUUGCAGCACUGACUUUAUGCAGCAGCUUGUUGGGAUGGUUGAUACAUCCCCAGACGUUCGUGCAAAGCUUCUAGAGUGUAUUCAAAAUUGGGCGUAUGUUUUUCGUGAUAAGCCUGGCUACGUUGCUGUGAUAGAUGCUUAUGAGAACCUUAAAAACGCUGGCUACGUUUUUCCGGAGUUCUCAGAGAGUGCUGCUAUGUUCAGUGUAGUUUGUGCUCCAAGUUGGAAGGAAGGAAAUGCAUGCCAUCGAUGCAAGUCCGCAUUUACUACGUUCAGGCGUAAAUUUUAUAUCAGUGUGUUGUCACAGUAAUACUCCAGUCUCCAUUAACUUGAUCUGAUUGGUUGGUAUAAAAGUUUUUUAUCAUGCGUAACUGGAAGUGCAUAUAAAUAUAGCUUGUUUACCAGUAAACUACAUCUUAUGUAGUAUUCUUAUAUCUUAUCGGUAAAAUGGCUGUUUUUAUUGAGUUAUACGUCAUUAUUGGUCGGUGUAGGGGAACUUAUUGAAGUCCGAUAACUGACUCAAACAGGUACUUUCCGCGGCGCUAACUGCAAGGUAAAAAAAAGAUAUCUACAUAUCUUUAUCGACUAUUUCGAUUAUCAAGUCACUUGAUUGAAACAUGCUUUUCAAUUAAAUGGCAUAUUUUUCGGUUUUUAAGUCAACUUUGUGCACUUGUGAGGAGCGUUUGUAUGCUGACUCAGUUUCCUAUAUAAACCUUUGGGUUCGAAAUAUCCGUAACUAUGCAUAUGCUUGACGUAAAAUCCAAUAUUGUCCAAGACAUAUUUUCAUAACCAAGUGAGAGGUUUCAUACAUUGUGCUUGUGGAUGCCAAUAAACUAAAAUGUUACAUAACAGUGCGCGACCACCUAUUAUUUUCAGUAGAUAACUGCCCCACACCAAAUACGGCUAAACUCCACAGGUGAGGAGUAGUAAGGGACGACAAAAACCAACGAACAGUCCAAAGCUUACUGUUCAUUAGUGCUAGCUAUCGUCUGUUUUAGUAUGGUAACUAGAAUAACUUGGACUAAUUAUUUCUAAUAGCACCAUAGGUCGGUGAUAUAUUAUCAAAUAAAAUUUGAUUUGACAGCCUUCAAGGACCAUCAUUAUUUAUCAAACAUUUCCAAUCAAAUCGAUUGUAUCAUGCAGUCUGUCGUACAAACCAGUAGCAGUUUCUUCGAAAUUUUUUUAAUGCUAGAAAGUAGAAAAUCCUACUGUAAUCGUUACAGUGAACUUAACGUGGAAAGCUUAUUUCAUUAUGCCAGAAUCAAGUUAGAGAUGAGCGAAUUUGGGGGACGCAGUCGUAACACGAAUAUUGUAGAUGUACUAUACAUCCUUACUUACUUACGCCUGUUACAACCAUUGAGCAUAGGUCGCCGACCAACAUUCUCCAACCCAUUCUGUCCUGGGCCUUUCUAUUUCUGCCCAAUUUUUGUUCAUUCUUCUUAUGUCUGUCUCCGUUUCUCGGUCUUCCUCUUAUCCUUUGGCCUUGAGGAUCCCAGGCGAGAGCUUGCCUUAUGACGCGGUUGGCUGCUUUCCUCAAUGUGUGUCCUAUUCACUUCCAGCGCUUCUUCCUGAUUACUUCUCCCGCUGGAAUCUGGUUUGUUCCCUUCCUCAGUAAGUUGUUGCUGAUAGUGUCUGGCCAACGGAUCCGAAGUAUUUUUCGUAGACAACUGUUAAUAAACACUUGUAUCUUCUGGUUGAUGGCUUCUGUAGUUCUCCAGGUUCUCCAGUAGAACAGUCUUGAAAUUUGUAUUAAAAAUUCUGACCUUGGUGUUGGCUGACAAUUGUUUUGAGUUCUAGAUGUUCUUCAGUUGUAAGUAUGCUACUCUUGCUUUGCCGAUCCGCUCCUUCACAUCUGCAUCCUUCAAAGUUUCUCCGUCAAUUGUGAUUCGAUUGGUGCAUGUUGUGUUUUAUCGAAGAAUCUUGCUUUCCCCUUUGUAUAUGUGGGGACCUACUGCUGCUGAGGCUGCUGCUACACUGGUCAUCUCCUGCACUUGUUGCGUGUGCGAUAGAAGAGCCAGAUCAUCUGCGAAGUCUAGAUCGUCUAGCCGCAUCUCAGCUGUACACUGUAUCCCGUGCUUCCUCCCAGAUGUUGACGUCUUUAUAAUCCAGGGUGAGAGUAAUCAACUUUGCCUGACACAGUUUAACCCAUCAUAGGAAUUCCGUAUGAUAUUGACAAUCUUCUGAGGCACGCCGUAGUGUCGAAGAAGCUUCCAUAGUGUUGUCAUGCCUACGCUAUUAAAUGCUUUCUUCUAGUCAAUGGAAUUGAUGUAGAGUGAUGAAUUCCAUUCAAUUGAUUGUUCCAUAAUGAUCCGUGGUGUUGCGAUUUGGUCGGUACACGAUCGAUCCUUACGGAAUCCAGCCUGUCGGUCUCGAAGCUGGGCGUCUACGGAGUGCUUCAUUCUGUUUAACAAUGCCCUGUUGAAGACUAUUCCUGGUAUUGAGAGAAGAGUGAUGCCUCUGUAGUUCUCACACUUAGUAAGAUCGCCUUUCUUUGGUAUCUUGAUCAGGUGUCCUUCUUUCCAGACUGCUGGUACUUGUUCUUCAUCCCAAAUCUUGCUGAAGAGAAUGUGGAGCAUGUUUGCAGUUACUGCUACAUUUGCUUCCAGUGCCUCUACUGGAAUGUUGUCUGGUCUUGCUGCUUUGCCGCUGUGGUCGAGUCACCGCCUAUAGUCAACUCUUUUCUAAACUGGUUAUAUCAAGCGGUGUUAGUCAAGGAAAACCACUCAUCAUUUUUGUGUGCCUUUAUCAUAAGGAUCAGUCAGUCAGUAACAACGUAGAACUUCGUAUGUACGUACAUCAGUUCGAGUUGCCACACCUUUUAGGGAUAACUCUUUCUUCGUUUGACUUCCCAAAUAUAAGUCUCCUACUAGGUGAUUCAUUCAUCAACUUGAAACACGUAAACGACAUAGUCCUAUAUCCUUGAGUUCCUCAUCCUAUAAGCGCUUUCCGCGCUUCCUCGUAGAGCAUCAGUGCAACAUCUUGUUUGCAUGAGGCUAUUUCUUCUGCAUAACUAGAACACAACACAAGCUCUCUCGAAGCUGACUUUUUUUAUUUACUUUGAGUCCAAUGGGUAUCACUAAUUCUAAGCACUGCCAGUUUGUAUUCUCUUAUUUCCACAGCUUUUUGAGUGGUCCUCACACUGUCCGAAUAUUGCAUGUAUCUAUAUUAAUUGUUACUCUGGUUCUCCGAUUUCCGGAGAAUCUGGACUUUCAACAUGAGAUGUUAUAACCUUUCUAAAUAAAUACCCUUCAAAACCUGGGGAGGAAGUUUAAAUGUUUUAAAUCUUUUUUAUGAUAGUUGUUUUUUCAGCAAGGUUGUUUUCUACGGGAUGAGGUUGCUUACUUCAUGCUUAACCCUCGUUCUUUAUUCGGCUUUGGUAUGAGCAGUAAUCCUGAAGGGCUGCAGACAGAGCUAUCAUGGGAUAAGUUCCUCUCCCACGAAAUGUUAGUUGUAGCCCCACAACUUGUCUGUAUCAUUGCCCAGUUUAAACAUAGAUAGUGAAUUAGAUCACAUCCACUACCUCGCUUAUCUUGGAAGUGUCAUUAGCCAUAUUAGGUUGAUGGCUAACGAUAUCUCGACACGAAAACAUAAAGCUCCCAUCCAGGCUCUGGGGAUACUGUUCAGCAUUCACCUUUGUAUUAUGGCCUAUGUAAGUGAUGAAAGUCUACUAGCCUCUAUUGUUUAACCAUAAUUCUCCGGGAAGCAUACCUUGUGUAAUCCUGAGGUUUGGCGUAAUGUACUAGAUUACGAUAAAAAAUUGGCUGAUAAGACUAAAAACUUUCAUCGCUUCACUUUAUGUUUGUUUUACUAAUUUAGUCAAGUUUUUUUGUAAUAUCUAAAUAUCAAUAACAAUACAAACACAUACAUUAAAGCGUAAGAAUCUGAAUUACACAUUAUGUUGAUCACUUGAGCUUGAUUCUAAAAUGUCUAGAUAACUGGGUGUCAAUAAAAGCAUAAUUCAUUGUGAUAUUCGUGCCGAAAAAAUUACAGACUUACUACAGAUUGGUUCAUAAGUUUCAGAUCUACGAUUUUAAAUGGUAGUUAUGGCCUUAUAUAUUGAAUCCUUCACUUAUAUUUGCUUUUGGCUCAGAAAAUUGUCAGUUUAGAGUCAUUUUUACAGUAGUUGAUUUAAUAAACUCGAUACCUUACCGGUAGCUUAAUUGUUAAGUUGUUAUACAUCCAUCUACUAGGUCUCGAGUUUGAACGCCGAUCAAUCUACUUCCAUUCGGGAAGCUGGAUAUUCUCAAAUCUGACAAAUCCAUUUUCCUUGUAGAUCCCUCCUGGUAAUUUUAGUUAAUAUGUCCCCUUGUGUACUUUUUCAUGUUAUGUUUUCAUCUUAGUAAUCUUUUUCAAACAUAUCGUUACCUUAAUUUUCUCCAGCAUCACUGUCGUAAGUGUGGUCAAGUGUUUUGUGGUGAGUGUACCUCAUCGCGCGCCAUUCUGCCUGAAUUCGGCAUUGAGAAGGAAGUGCGUGUUUGUGAUUUGUGCUUUGAAUCAGUUAACAGGUAAUUGCCCAUAAACAUGUCAUUCUGUAGACAUUAUGAUUUUAUUUAUUAUAUCGAUUAAUGAUCGUUGACAGUAACGCGUUCCUGUAUAUUUAUAUAUUCACUUGAGUUGCAGUAAUAUUUGCCAAAACUGCUGAAGCGAAUGGUGAAUUUACUUUCAUUUUCCUUACUACGAUAUACUUUGUAAUAAUCUUCCUUGCUUUUUCUGCUUAUAUCGACCUGUAGGAAUAAUAAACGUUGUAUAUACUGUUUUCCAAAGGGUCAUCCGUCUUUAAAACACAUCUCUGCAACAUUGACGAAAGUUGCGUUUAUAAGUAACAAAACCAUUCAGCGGUAGAAGUCAGUCAGCUACAACGUAGGACCGAAUUUACAACCACAAUUGGUGUCCGGCAAGGUUGUCCACUAUCUCCAUUUCUGUUUAGUUUCAUCAUAAACCUACUGCUGGAAAUAACGUUCUCUUCCAAUGAAUUAUCAGAAGUUGAUCUCCUACCAGAAGGUACACUUAUUGCCUAAGAAUACGCCGAUGACAUGAUCCUGUUUUGUGAAGACGCUGAUAAAAUGCAGUCUUCUGGUAGAAAUAAGCAAAAUACCAGGAUGUUUGGGAUGCGUUUCUCUCCCUCUAAGUAGGAAUUGUUGCUUCAGGACUGGCCUGAGUCACCACCUGAACUAAGGAGAGAGAGUGAAGUAGUCGAACGCGUCGACAGUUUCACAUAUAUUAUCUUAGAGUCCGAUCAGACCUAAUGGAUUGAUGUUUGACGAAAUCUCUGCACGAAUCCAAAAUGCUGGUGUACCUUUUGCCAACUUACGUCACCUAUGGCGAAAGGAAGAUAUCCAUCUAUCAAUCAAGGUACGAGUAUACUGCGCGGCAGUUCGUUCUGUUCUACUUUAUGGCUGCGAAACGUGGCCAUUAAGAGUAAAAGAUACUCGUAAGUUACUAGUAUUUGAUCACAGAUGUCUUAGAAAUAUUGUUCGCGUCUGCUGGGAUCAUCGAGUAAGUGAUAGUGAGGUUAGACGCAAGGUGUUAGGGAAUGAUGGUAAGUCAGUUGAUGAGGUUGUGAAUCUUCAUCAACUGAGAUGGUUGGAUCAAGUAUUGCGCAUACCCAACAACCGAUUACCACGACGCAUAAUGCUGACUAGUGUUGGCGACGGAUGGAAGUUAGGGGCAGCCAAACCAAAAUGUGGUUGUUGUAACGGGUGGACUGCAGGUUUUGAUAAGCAGCGUUUUAUUGAUCGCUUCAGUGACACAUAAACACGUAAGGACGACCUAGGGUUCUGAUUGGCCCCGCUUCCCUGUCUAACCCAGCCAGUUGAGUCUAGAACGCAAGUCACAGCCUCUGAGUUAUGAAUCAUUGUAUUUCAGAUAUACUCUAUUUAUAUACCAAACAAACAAACCACAUCGUACCAUAAAAUAGAAAACAACAUUUACACAAUAUUAAACAAGUGAAAUAAACAUCGACCAAUAGGAAAUGUACAUUUAAGGUCCAAGGCCACCAUAGACUUAACACGAUACUUAUUGGUAUAUUUUUCCGACUAUCCUAACAGUGGUAUCAGUCCAUAAAGUCACUAAAUUCUUGUCUAAGUCAUGUUGGUAGAUGCAAACUACUUGGUUGAGAUCCGCAUGACUAUCGUAACCAAUGGUUAGAGACUGUGGGUGACAUGGCUCAGAAUCGAUCACAAUGGCAUAGGUGUAUGCACUCUUUGUCUUUCCUUAAACCGUGCGUUCGAAAUUGCUUUAUACCUUUCUUUCUACCAACUAAUUCUUUCUUCCUGUAUUAUAUCCUUAUACGCAAUCUUUCUUUUAUACAUUACUACCAUUAAAGUGACUACUUCUAUGAAUUCAGUGUUCAUCUUGUUGUGCUAAUUAGGUGUGGUAAGUUGGAGUGAUGCAUAUAUGUGCCUGGUCCUACGUUCUAGAUGACUGACUAACAAGUUAUUAUUAUUACUAUUACUGUCGGUAGUAUCGCUAGUAGCAUAUGCUGGCAUUUAUAUUUUUGCAAUGUAUUUUAACAAUAUUUUCGUUGUUGUUUCUGUUUUGUAAGAGGAUUGUCUUCUGCUUCAAAUAACUCUGAAGAUAAAAGGUCUGUGGAGAGGGAGAAUCAGGUAAUCUUUUUUCAUUUAAGAUUAGCGAUUGCGUGUUUUUGAAUAUUUUUUUGCACUUGAAUCUCAAGUGUUGGUAUUCCAAGUUCAGUCCUAGCUAAUCCGGUUUUUGCACCUACACAGUCAUUAGCACUACAUUUUCUACGACUUGUUUUUUGUCAAGUAGGAUAGACUGUAAAUUGAAGUCGGGUCCUGAGCGUCACUUAAUAAUGAAGAGAUCCUUCUACAAACUUUAUUUAAGUAACAGCUGAUCCCUACUUUUGUGGUUUGGAUUCCCAUAUUUAUGUCUACAAAUGUUUGUUUGUUGGCAGAUCAGUUGAUUAUCAAACAGCAUUUCAAAGUCUUUACAUAUGUUGGCGUAAUGGUAUUUUUUUUCUUUUUGUCACUCAGAAAUAGUACAUGAUACUGUUUAAAUAAACAUGAAGCGUCCCAUUCAACUAACCCUGUCUUAAAAGUCUCACAUAAUAAUAUAGGCAACGAUUGAAGUGUAAGAAAAAGAUACAGCGAAACAUACUUUCUUUACCUUUACAAUCACUCUAUCUUUUCUAUUACCUUUAGGUAGAUACUUUCAUCAAUUAAAAUCUAUUUUCGUCAUUGAUUAUUUCCAGAGAUUUCCUGUGGCUUGAUUUUUUAAUUGAAAUGCUUACUAUAUUUGUGUUAUGAUUUAAACCUCAUAAUAACAAUCUAUCUUGGAAAUAUGUCGGUCUUUUGUACCUUCCUAUAUACGGAAAGUAUUGGGGUCAUAAUAAUCAUCAAUAAUUUUAAUAGUCAGUUGUAAUAAGAUGUGAUGAUAGCAACGUAUUUCUUUCAGCUAACCAGUUUUCUUGAAAAUGCUACUUUCACCUAAUGAGAUAAGCUUAUAAAUAUCAGGAUUUAUAGUUCAUUUUCACUCCUGAUUCAUAGUUUUUAGUUUCUGGCAAUUAGGUUCAGACAAAUCCUUUCGACUUGUAACACUUACAGAAGUUGUAGGUGACUGCUUUGUUCUUAUAUACUACUUAAAAUUGUGUUAAAUUAAUUCGGUUAUUUAUUUACUUUGAAGAAGUGACUUGCAUUAAGUCAUGAAACGCAACUCGAACUGACGUACGUACGUACGAAGUUCUACGUUGUUACUGACUGACUGACAUGAAACGCCAGAAAUUCAAAUUUAUCUUUAUUAGAAUAUCACGAAAAUAUAAUUAUUUCAUCAUUUUUAACUUUGUGCCCAAUGCUCAAUCUAUUUGAAACUAUCAACAAAAUCUUUAGUAUUGGUACCUAGUAACACAUUUCUUGAGAUAUUUUCGAAUUUCAUGUUGUGCAAAGUUUUCUAUUGAAAAGGAUUGGUUACCUUUUUGUCAUCAGUGCCAUGAUUCCUUCUAAUUAUAAUCGACUUUUUUUCCCCAUUACUUCUCCUUUGAAGAUAUUUUCGCCUGUAUACUUUCAUAAUUUCAACUCACGAAUAAUAUCCUUGGUUUCAGUAAAUUAAGCUCUCAACUAAAUGUUAUUCACUUCAACAGGUAAUACAACAUACACUUAUAGUCAAGGGUUCCACACUGUUUUCAGGACAUUAAUACAAGAUAUUGGUGUAUGUAAUAAUUUAACCUCAUGUAACCGUUGUUUUGAUGACUUGUCUUUUAUAAGGAUUGACCUUAUUCCAGAGCUACCAAAUACGAAUUCCUCUACUGAAUCACGCUAAUAGUUGUUUUGGUUCUGUACGAACUUGAGUUAACUGUAUUUUUUUGUCUUCUCCGACACAUCCACUUGUUGAUGGAGUUCAGAUCAGAUUGAGCAUAAGUCCUGUGGAGAUGCCAUCAUGCUCGUUGUAAUAAAUAAUAUUCUGCAUGAUAAUAAUCAGUAACUUUACUAAACGUAGUAGCAAAAAGACACCAGUGAUAUCUUUUCUAAGAUUCCACACAAAUAGUUAUAUGUAUACAGUUAGAAUCAGCUGGAUAAAUGACAUUUUUUAAAACUUAGUUAUUAUCUCAGACUAAACCAUUACGGGUGGUAAAUUACACCACAAUCAUACCAAUUAGGAAGAUCAUUGACUUAGAUGUCAACCACACGUUGGCUCGAGAUUCCUGUUAAAUGUUCUCACAUAGUUAAUCCGAGGGCGGAGGUGUACAGAUUCCUUAUUUUAACCUCAUUAGUAGUAAAAUAAAAACGGUAACCAGGUGAUUGUCAGAAAUAGUAUUGUGAUAUCAUAUACAAUAUAUCAAAAGAAAGUCACUGGAAUAGUGAAUCUUGGUAGAUUUGAAUAUCUCUGUCCGAUUUAGUUAAGGUGGAUUGUUUGCAUUCUAUCUAUCCGUUUACCUUCUGGCCGAUAUGUCCCAGAUUAAAAAUUCCCACUUACAAAAGUUUGGAAUUUUAAAGUUUCAGUAGUUUUUACGCAAGAAUUGUAAUCCAUACCUUAGUACUCUAACAUGUAUGUUGUUCAAACGGUCCAUAAGAACUCGUCUUGAUUGGUUAGUAAAAAAAUACAACUAGCGGAUUAAAUCGAAUCUCAAAUUUACUCCUUUCAAGUUACUGUAAAACUAAAUGCAAGUGCGAUGGAAUUAUCAACCAUAAAAAAAUCGAUAUUUGUCCCGACUUAUUAAGAAGACCGAGACAUAAGGGACUACUUAACAGUACUGUUGCCAAGUAGUGCAGUAUGAAGACAGACUAAGUGUAUGUUAUUAAAGAAGUUGAUUAUAUACUAUGAAACAGAUCAAGUAGUUCUUGUUAUCUUCUAUGUUUUACUGUUUAGCCAUAUGCUAAAAUAAAAACUAAUUGGAGUUAAUUGUGUCUGGAAAAAAUCGGAAUUUGUGAGAAUAGUGACCUAUACUUAUCUGGUAAAUUAAGUAUUGGUAAAACCAAUGAAAUAAUUAUAAUUGAUAUCAAAGCUCAAAAAACACUCCGCUUCUCUUUCGGAACUAAUAAUCGCAUAUCUUGAGUUUCAGACCUUAAGAAUAUUAGUUAAAAUAGAAACCGAUUACUGCAAAAAGUUCACAUUCAUUUUCUUUUAAAUAUUAUAACUCGUUUAUCCGUGUACUCUUAUAUCCCAUUUCAAUCAUUUUAAUUGUCUAUACAACAUUGGAUUGAAUAGAAGCUGUUACUCUUAUACGAGCACCUAAUUUUUGUUUGUCCUCAAGUUUGUACCAGUUACUAUUUGUUGCCAUUUUUUCUAAACUACUUUACUUCGAAACAAGCUGUAUUCAUUACUCAGUGAUUUAUAGAAUGUAACUUUGUCCCAACUCCCAGCUUCGACGUGAGAAAGAGCGACAACUGGAACAGCAAGAAAACGAGGAUCUCGAAUUGGCUUUAGCCUUAAGUGCUAGCGAAGCAGAGUCGAAUCAGAGGAAUAAUCAAAUAAAGUCUACUAUCAAUGACAAUAAACCUUCACCAUCAUCAGCAACGCCAACAGUCGCUCACCUUCUCCCAGUUCUCGAUACAAGUGAAAUGGAUCCUGAGUUAGCGCAAUAUUUAUCUAAACAUUAUCAGAGAGCUAAUCCAUCAUCUACUCAGGAUGGCAUAUAUCAAGAAAAUUCUCAAGAACAUCUCAUGCUUCAACAGUCUACCACUCAGCCUAGCGCACCUAUAUAUGCUUCCAGUACACCAUCAGAUAAUGGUACGAUUUCUAUUAACACUCUCAAGUCCGGAGUGAAUAGUGAUUUUAAUGUACCAGGGAAAAGUCGAUCCAGUGAGAUAAAUCCAGCUAAUCCUAACGGUAAGACAGACCUCAACUCAUCGGAAAUCCCAGAUCUAACUAAUCCAAAACAAGAAGAGUUCCUUGAUGCUCUACGUGGUAGUAUCGAAUUUUUCGUAAAUCGUUUGCAGAGCAAUAGUCAAAGAGGACGUAAUAUUUCAAGUGACACAACAGUCCAAACAUUAUUUUUGACACUAAAUAAAAUGCAUCCACAAUUAAUGGACUACAAACACUACAUGGAGGAACGCCGAGGUGAAUGUUUUAAUAUGUUCAGGUUUUUCAUUUGUGUUUGGUAACCUAUCGUAAUAGAUAUUAUAUUUGUAACCGGAAUUAGUUUACAAAUAACUACAUAAUUAGUAUUAUUUAUUAUUUUAACACAAAGAUUGGUACAAAAGGUAACCAAAAUAUAUAUACCCCACACAAAUAAUUGAAUUUAUUGUAUAGACUGGGAUACUGUCCUGGUGGACAAAAUGAAGGAGGUGGUCUUCUCAUAGCGCCACUCCCCGAAUUUUUAACCCAGGGGUUUAAUCGACCAGAUAGUGAAGCAACGUUAGGAGAUGCGAUUCCAUGGCAGCCAGUGACCAAGGAUAGGUUCAUACUCCGUUUGUUCCCUUAGUAUCCUGGAGCCCAUAUGCGCUAUUGGUUUGGAAUCAGGGUUUUCCAACUCCCCUAGGUUAAUCAUCUGAACCCAGCAACUCGGUUUUAGCGACGGACAUUUGCUUCUCGUCCUCUCGAUGUCGUAAACAACACUGCCGCGAGGAGGCAAUGAAUAGGAUUUCCCUGGAAAUGACUAUAUGAGAACAGUUCGAAAGAUAAAGCGGGUUCUCCUCAACAUCGGCUGUACUAGGGUAUUUGAGGGCAUAUAAUAAUUGGCGAAGAUAUUAACACAAUCACUUAAAAACAUUUUAGGAUCAGAUGGAUGUAAUUAUAGACCGAAGUCACUACAUUUCUGACCACCACAGAUUAUUAACGACAGUCGGGAUAAAUAUAAUAUUAAUGACAGCAAAAAGUGAAUAUAGUAGUUUUAGUUGAAACGCAUUAAUAAAACUAAAGAUGUAGGGAAGCUUAACAUUACUCAGAGAUCUACCAUAAGUAAACAAUACUUCAAAAGAAAGUCUGUUACCAAGUACUUGCAGUUUGCGCAUAUUUUCUACGUUCGAGACCAUGUUACCUAUCUGUGAAAUGAUGUAGUUUAAACUGAUACGUAGUAUACUCAACACUUCGAAAUGGAUGGGACUUACACCGGUGACACAAGUCACCAAAAUCUAAACAAAAUCAUUGAAACCCUAUUUCACUUGUGUUAGCUAGGAAUUCAUUUGGAUUAGUGAGAGUUCGAAGAUAAAUGAAACAAUCAACUUACUAGCCUAAUUCACUUCCUGUAGUGGCACAUGUCAUUUACACAAAUCAGUUCCGACAAAAAGAACAUACUAGUUUCCAUUAGAUUUCUUUGAUAACAUACUGAAGUUAAUAAAAUGUCAUUAUGGAUCAUCCAGUCAAUCCUCUAUCAUACAACAUUUACUUUAUACAAAAAUGAUUUUUUUUAUAAACACACAACAGCUUUUAUUUUUAGCCUAUUUUGAGAAGAUGCAAGACAAACUUAACCAGAUUCGUGAAGCUCGUGAGGCUUUGGAUGCAUUAAGACAUGAUCACGCUGUUCGCAAACAAAUAGAAGAGCAAGAAGCUGCUCGUAUGCGUCAGUUGCAGAUAAUGCAGAAAUUGGAAGCUAUGCGACAACAGAAAAGAGACACUUUGGAGUACAAAUUACGUAUGACACUAAAACAAAAUAUGCAGUACCAACAAGAAUACGGAAUACCACAACAACCCUUACCGUACGGCGUCGAUUCAUUUUCUAGUGUACAAACUGUUGCACCUGGAGAAGGUUACCCAACCAAUUAUACUUUGCCUUAUAUAUCUGGAAUUAAUUACGCAUCAUUUCCACCUGUUCCGAACGGUUACCUACCAAGAGACAAUAGGGUUUAUGCCACACAAUUUCCAGAUCCGAAUUCACUUGUCCCCACUCAAAGUGGUGCUAGUAGACCUAGUUAUAACAUGUCAUACACACCACAAUUUCAUUCAUAUGUUCCCGACCCAGUUGGCCAUAAUAUCCAAACACAUCCUUCGUUUUCUCAAGGAAACCAAAAUCCAGUUCCACCUGGCUCAUUUUCGAUGCAAAGUAUACAGGCAUCUUUGCCGACUUAUACAGGACAGGAUGAUUCAAAAGGUUACCCUGGGAAUCAAACUUAUCCAUCUAGCCAACUUGUCAUGGACGAAAACAAUGUACCCAGGUACACACAGGUUGUGACCCAUCCAAGUGAUGCACCUAACAAUUAUACUGAGUCGGGUGCUGCAGAGGCACAGUUGAUAUCUUUCGAUUAAACGAAUUUGACUUUUUUUUAUUUAUUUUAUGAAGCGAAUCAUUCAUGAUAUUUUCCCUGUAAUUAAAUAUUGUUGAUGUCAGCUAGUCAUUAUUAGUUUGGUCAUUUUCGUUUUUUUCCAUUUCCGACGCUUAUGUUGCAAGCAAAAAAUUCCUGGUUUAUUUUUGACUGAUAACAUUUUUAAUAGCUUGAUUGAAUAUGCUCUGUUAACUCACUAUUAUGUUAAUAUCUUAAUAUAUGUCAGCCGGGAGUGAAUGGUGUGGCCCUAAUAAGCAAAAAAACGAUUGUACCUAAAAUAUUCAUGUUUCGAAUGGUUUCAUUUCUACAACAUAAGAUGUUAUUGAUAACAGUGAGGUUGAUUACUCUAUCAUAUUCAAUUCGCUUUUCUUUUUAACUGAAUAAAUCCCAUCCAAAAGCUAGUCGUUUAAAAUGAUCUGGUAAUAAACCGUCAAUAAAAUCUUGUUGAAAAGUAUAUUCAUCCAGGGAAGUAAAAUGUGCUUAAAGCCACUGCUAGUUGCCCAUAUUUUGCAAAUAACAUUGAGUGACUAAUACAUUAGAAUCAAGCACGAACUCGAGUCUUGUCUACCAACAAAUAGGGGAUCUGUAUUAAUCAUAAGGUAAAUUACAGUUGUAUAAUUAUUACACAAACGGAUGUUCAUUUACUAUCUGCAUUUUAAGAAUUCUAAUGUUACUCAUCAAGUUGUUCAGUUGUUACGGGAAUAAAUGAGCUCACUUCGCAUAUCAAUGCUUGAACGGUGUAAUAUGCAGAAAACUUUGCAUUUGCACAUUCUCACUAAAACAAAUGCACAAAGUAAGCCUAAGAAUCCAUCGAAAUAUACUGCAUGGAAAAAGUUCUCGAUUUCCGCAUAUACAGGACAAAGUUUUCGCAUUAUGAAUCGUAACGGUCACUUAGCAAUAACAUCUUUCAAACUGCGGUCAUGAAAGGGUUUUUGCUUGGAAAAGCUUGACCUUAUACGUUUGUUGACCGGAAAGGUUCUAAUUUAUUAUUUUAUAGCCACGACCAGGUCUGAAGCCCGCCUGAUUCUCUUGUGUUUGCAGUUCACGAGUCUUAGUUGGGCGUCUGAUAAUUAUUGAGGCCAGUACUUUAGAUGCUAUAUUAGUUAAACUAAUCCCUCUAUGGUUGUCACAGGAUGAUUUUGACCCUCUCUCAUAUAUUGGGACGAUAAGUGAUUGUGGCCAGUCAGAUGGAAUAACGUCUAACUGCCAUAUCUUAGCUCAAAUAUUAGUCAACCUAAUCGCUUAAAUUGGACCACCAUCCUUAAAGACCUCUGGAACCAAUCCAUCUGGACCAGCUGCCCUUCCUCGUUUCAGAUUAACUAUAGCCUUUUGAACUUCUGCUAGAGUCGGGGGACCUACUUCAAUGUUCCAUUUACACUGUCUGGGGAUGGAGGGUAGUUGUAGAGUAGCUGAAGGCCAGCUGAACUGUUCUCUGAAAUGUUUCGCCAAUCGUUCUAAACGUCUGAACUGAGAGAUGAGGGUGUCGUCUUGACUUAUUAAUUCCAGUUUCUUUUAUUAGUCUGUCUUGUGUUAGGAAUAAACUUAGUAGAAAUCCAUUAUUUUUUCGUAACCCUUUGGUUUAAAUCAUUAAUAUAGAUAUCACUGUUGUUUCCACAACUGUUCGUAUAUCAUUCCAAGCAACAUCUGGAUCAGCCUCGUUUUCAGAAAUGACUAAUUGUGACCUCAGUUGUUCCUGGGAUCUACUUUCGGCUUCCUCGUCACUGAGUUCGACUCUAGUGGGCCUUCCUAAUGUGGUUUUCCUGCGUCCAAAGAGGCGCAAGAAAACGCGUGCUCGUAUUACAUCAUGAUCGGAGUCCAGGCAGGUAUUCCUGAACGAGUGGCAGUCUCCUAUCGACCCUCUCCAACGAUGACUGGUGGCAAUAUGGUCCGUCGUUGGUUUGGUGCGGGCGGUCGCCAUGUUAAACUAUGUCUCUCUAUAUGCUUAAAAUUAGUACUUGCUAAAAAUAAACGAUUGCCUGGGCAUAGUUGCAACAGGCGAUCACCAUUAUCUGUUCACUGAGCCGGAAUACCAAAAUACCCACUUAAAUGUCUUUCUGAUUGGUUUAAACUGACUAUCUGGGAAUUAAAGUCACCUGCUACGAGUACUAUGUCUGAGUGUUUAGCUUUAUGAAGAAGUUCAGAAAGCUUUCUGUAAAAAUGAUCUUUCACUUCAUCCGGUUUGCAGUCAAUGGGAGCGUAGGCAGAAACGACGAACAUGCGACGACGUGUGUCCCUAUCCUUCCGAAUUCUUACGGAGCCGAACAGCACUUGGCGACUGUUAACGGGAAUCCAUUCUAAUAGUGCUUGUUCUGCCCUCGUAUUCAGUGCUAUAUAGCGACUCACGUGCAAUUGAGUUUAGUUCAGUCAAGGCCUUUUGUUGACCUAUUUAAUGGACAAAGUCAUCCAUGAUAUAACAACUUGUUGUACUAUCUUUAUUAUUAUGCUUGUACGAAAUACAUAUGCUUGAACAUUGUUUAGCGCCUACGCAUGUAUUCAUUCUGCUAGCUUCAUUAUUAACUGCUUAAUCUAUUCGCUGACUCAUCCAUUUUCCUAUACAUAUAUAUAUGUGUACAUUUGCACCCAUUCACUACUACUACUACUACAACUAUUACUUGCUACUGCUUCAAUCGUAGUUCGCUUGCUCAUUCAUUUUGCCUCUCUGCUGUCUGGUCCGAAUUAUCUACUAAAUAAACUGUAGUAGCUGCUUCUUUUUGCCUUCUGAUUUCAAACAUCGUUGAAGAUUAUACGAUAACGGUUCGAGGGUGAUUAAUUAACGAAGCACAACCACUACAGAAUUGGUAAUCCCGACGUGAGAACGGGAAGCGAAUUUUGGCGAAAUAAUCAAAUUCCAAAAAUCCGACUACCUUUAUCUCAAUUUGGAUUAUCAAAUGAACUAUAAUUACAACUGUGGAUUUAUAUUAUUAUUUUAAUUACACUUACAUUAUUUCGCAAACAUUAAACGUGACAAUUAUAAUCAUAAUAAAUAACAAUUAUUCAUAAACAAUUGAUAUAUUGGUGCAAUUUAGUAAGUCUGUUCCAUUUUAUAAAUUGUGCCGUUUUUUUACUAUCAUUGUUUUCGCCCGUCUAUUUUUCCUUGUGAUUGUUAAAGUAUUUUCGUGUGCUACUUAAUUUUUAUAAGCAUGUCUUAUGAAAACACAGUUUCAAGCGUACAGCAAGCCUCGUCCGUGAGGUCUCUUAACCUCCCUGCCCCUUCUUUUAAAAUCGCAGACCCAAAACUUUGGUUUAUAAGACUUGAAAAUUAUUUUCUCGCUAACCGCAUUCUUUUGCAAAAGGAUAAGUUCGGCCUGACAAGCACACUACUCCCAGACGAAGUAGCUGACAGCGUCCGAGAGGCACUAGCAAAACCAGACACAGAAAAACCAUACGACGUGCUAAAAGAGGCUGUAAUUAAAACUCUCUCUCUCAGUGACCAACAAGCCGUCGAACAACUUCUUAACCAAGUACAAAUUGGAGAUAGAACCCCAUCACAACUAAAAAAUUAUAUGAAAAGUCUACUUGGCGAUAGACACAUUGACAAUAAUCUCUUUUAUCAACUGUGGCUCCGCCGACUCCCUGCAAAUAUACAGCAGAUCCUAGCUGUGGGAGAUACGGAUGCUGAUUUAGACAAUAUAGCAAAGAUAGCCGAUAGAAUAUACGAAAGAAGCAAGCAAGCAAGCCCUCCACUACACAGUGUGACGGUAGACGAUAGACUUGAUACUCUACAGAAGGAAAUAAAUGUUUUGUGCCGAAAACUCUCAGAGUUAACGCAGAGAGAAAAGCCACGAAGGUCAUCGCGAGAUCGUUCGCGUGAAAGGACCCGGUCAACUUCUAGACGACGCACAACUCCCGCGAUAUGUUGGUAUCAUCAAAUGUUCGACUACAGGGCUAGAAAGUGCCUACAACCUUGUAGAUUUAACAGGGAUAGUAACCGAUACCCACGAGUAUCAAUGGCAACAGCAUCAACACACAUAAUGCCUGAAAAUAGUCGCCUCUUUUAUAUACAAGACCGGACCACUGGCGCACAAUUCUUAGUUGACACUGGAGCGGAAAUUAGCGUAGUACCUCCAUUUAACGAGGAAAGAAAAAACAUUAACCCGUCGUUAGUGCUAAGAGCAGCAAAUAAAUCAGAUAUUAAGACAUAUGGUAAACGGAAAUUGUCCCUAGAUUUUGGACGUGGCGCUUCAUACCGUUGGAACUUUGUCAUAGCAGACGUAUCGAUGCCCAUAAUAGGCAUAGAUUUCUUAUGUAACUUUGACCUGCUAGUAGACUCUAGACGACACAGACUUAUAAACGGCAGUCAAACCACUUCGAUAAGAGGAAUACUUACGGAAGCCGUUUCAAUGAACCUUGUGAUAGAUAAAAGUUGUGGUGAUCCAUAUAAAGUUGUUAAGGGAGUUCCCUGAACUCGUAAAAGUAACAUACAAUAAAGCGGAUCUCAAACAUUCUAUUCAGCAUCACAUCGUAACGAAUGGUCCACCAAUCAAUGCAAGACCAAGAAGGUUAGAUCCCAAAAGACUAGCUAUCGCAAAACAGGAAUUCGACAAGCUAAUGAGGCUAGGCAUUAUAAGGCCAUCGAACAGCCCGUGGGCAUCCCCGCUACAUAUGGCCCCGAAAAAGAAUGGAGAGAUUAGGCCAUGUGGGGAUUACAGAGCACUAAACAAACAAACGGUAGCUGACAUAUCCUAUACCGCACAUUCAUGAUUUCACCUACAGUAUAGAGGGCACUACUAUCUUCUCGAAGAUCGACUUAACCAGAGCAUACUACCACAUCCCUGUUGCCCCACAAGACAUACCGAAGACAACAGUAACAACCCCAUUUGGGCUAUAUGAAUUCCUGCGUAUGCCUUUUGGACUGACUAACGCGGCACAAACCUUUCAGCGGUUUAUCGACCAGGUCAUUAGAGGUUUACCUGGGGUAUACGCGUAUAUCGACGAUUUAUUAGUAGCUAGCACCACUAAGGAUGAGCAUAUGCAACAACUACGGCAAUUAUUUAUACGACUCAGAGAACACGGCAUUUCUAUAAAUAUUGAGAAGUGUGAAUUCGGAAAAGAAUCUUUACAGUUCCUAGGUCACAAUAUAACUUCUCAAGGCAUCACACCAAUAGCAACAGAAGUCGACGCCAUUAGGAAUUAUCCCCUACCCGACUCAUGGAAAAAGUUACGCCGAUUUCUCGGGUUAAUAAAUUAUUACAGACGAUUUAUCCCGAAUUGCGCGUCAAUAUUGCAACCACUAACAGAUGCAUUACGCGGAAACGCACGGAUAUUCCAAUUAUCACCAGACGCGAUCCAAGCAUUCGAGAACGCUAAAAAAGCACUAAAUAAAGAAGUGACACUAACUAGACGAAAGAGCGAAACACCGUUAGCUAUCAUGACGGAUGCAUCAGAUGUAGCGGUAGGAGCCGUUUUACAACAAUUAGUAAAUGGCAUAUGGGAACCGCUCUCAUUUUUUUCGAAAAGACUGAAUCCGACACAAACAAGAUAUAGUACUUUCGGAAGAGAACUCCUAGCGAUUUACUUGGCAAUAAAACAUUUCCGACAUAUGAUUGAGGGUACCAUUUUCACAGUAUAUACAGACCAUAAACCCCUCACAAAAGCAUUGAAUGCCAAACAGGACAACUACUCGCCGAGGGAAAUCCGACAAUUAGAAUUUAUUUCCCAAUUCACGUCUAACAUACAGUAUAUCAAAGGCAAUAGUAACGAAGUGGCAGACGCGCUAUCCAGAACGAUGGUCAACGCUCUCGUCCAGUCCGAAAUCGAUUAUCACAAGUUAGCAGCAUUACAAAAUAUCGACGUCGAGUUAAACAGACUAAAGUCUGCCAAUACAACCUCGUUAGUUCUCAAAGAAACUCCAUUGGAAGAAGUAAGCAUCAUCUGCGAUAUUUCUACAGGUCAACCAAGACCAUUUAUUCCAAAGCCGCUAAGGCGAAACAUUUUCGAAGCCAUGCACAAUAUUUCGCAUCCCGGAAUAAAGGCCACCAUCAAACUAAUCAGCGAACGUUUUGUAUGGCCAAGUAUGAAUCGGGAUAUUCGUAAUUGGACGCAAGCGUGUAUAAAAUGCCAGAGAGUUAAGAUACAUCGCCACACCAGUUCCGCAGUAGGUCAUUUCCGUCAUCCCGAUAACAGAUUCGAGCACGUACAUAUCGACAUUAUAGGACCACUGCCGGUUUCGAAUGGCUUCAGUUACAUUUUCACUUGCAUUGAUAGAUUCACGCGAUGGCCUGUAGCUGUGCCCAUAAAAGAUAUUACAGCCGAAACUAUCGCAAAAACCCUAGUAGAGCAUUGGAUUUCCCAUUAUGGCGUACCUACUAAUAUCACAACCGAUAGAGGAGCUCAAUUCGAGAGCCGCCUCUUCCAACAACUCACAGAACUCGGAACCAAACGAAUUCGCACAACAUCCUACCAUCCGAUGUCGAAUGGUAUGGUAGAGAGAUUGCAUCGGCAACUUAAAGCUUCUCUUACAGCUGUCAUCAGCAAUAAUGAUUGGGCCAGCAAGCUACCGUUAGUCAUGUUGAGCUUAAGAUCAACAAUCAAACAAGAUAUAGAAUGCUGCCCAGCAGAAUUGGUUUAUGGAACCACACUACGUCUGCCAGGAGAGUUUUUCACUGCAGGUAAAAGCGUUCCAACUGAUAUAGCGGACUAUGUACAGCGUCUUAAGCAGCAUAUGAGUAGUCUAAGGAUAACGCUUCCGAGACAACAUCAACGCCGUGUGUACAUACCCAAACACCUAAGUGACAGUACCCAUGUGUUUAUCAGAAGGGAUAAUGUGCAACGUCCCUUACAACCGGCCUACGAUGGUCCAUUUAAGGUGAUUAAAAGAGACGACAAAACUAUUACGGUAGAAAAAGCUGGAAAAACGGAUGUAAUUAGCAUCGACCGAGUCAAACCAGCUUUCAUCGAAGCCUACGAUCAGCCAGUACAUACAGAUACUGCGAAAACCGUUGAAUCAUCGAAGCGUCAGUUCCAAUCAUCAACGACAUCGACGAACACAAGCGAAGAGAAUCCAGUAACGACAAGGUCUGGCCGAAGAGUAAGAUGGCCCCAACAUUAUGUCGCUGCAAUCUUCUAUUAAUAAUUUUCUACUAUUUUAAAUAUUAAUUAUAACUUCCACUUCAUUGUAUACACAUGCAUUACUAAUUUCAUGUUAUACGCUAUAAAACUCAACAUAUCUUAUGUACCCCUACACUUACACGUAUAAUUUUUAUUUAAAAUGUAAAGCAAUACCGCAUUCCUUCUAUUUAUUGCUAUUAUUUUUUAAAACCUCACGGACGGGCGCAAACCAAAUGUACAGCACACACUAACUCCAUCUUAAUUUUGUACAAACCAUUUUUUUUUCAAACGAUUGUAACUACCCUACUCAGUUUACUAUUUUUUUGUGCAAACACAGACAUUUUUCCAUAUAUCUUUGUUUGCAGGGGGGGAGCUAUUAUAGCGACUCACGUGCAAUUGAGUUUAGUUCAGUCAAGGCCUUUUGUUGACCUAUUUAAUGGACAAAGUCAUCCAUGAUAUAACAACUUGUUGUACUAUCUUUAUUAUUAUGCUUGUACGAAAUACAUAUGCUUGAACAUUGUUUAGCGCCUACGCAUGUAUUCAUUCUGCUAGCUUCAUUAUUAACUGCUUAAUCUAUUCGCUGACUCAUCCAUUUUCCUAUACAUAUAUAUAUGUGUACAUUUGCACCCAUUCACUACUACUACUACUACAACUAUUACUUGCUACUGCUUCAAUCGUAGUUCGCUUGCUCAUUCAUUUUGCCUCUCUGCUGUCUGGUCCGAAUUAUCUACUAAAUAAACUGUAGUAGCUGCUUCUUUUUGCCUUCUGAUUUCAAACAUCGUUGAAGAUUAUACGAUAACGGUUCGAGGGUGAUUAAUUAACGAAGCACAACCACUACAGCUAUAUCUACACCUGCCAGUACACGAGAACUAGCCAUUGGGUUGCCAGAUACACGGAGGAUCUAUCUCGUCGGCUCCUCGUUUCGGAGAGGUGGGUCAAGUGAAUGAGCAUACUAGGAUCAUGUAUGCGUGUUUCGGAGACACAGCAUACCUCAAUGGUACGAGAUUCUAGGGUUUUAGCCGAGGUCUGCUAGCGGACUUGACAUAGGGUGCGUACGUUAGUCUCCAUCACGUAGUUUGGAAAGAGG